UCCCCCAUCAUCAGACAAGCAGAGUAGAGCAGGACAGAGAGAGACGUGAGCCAACAAGUGCAGAACAGAACAACUCCACAAAGAGAAGAGAGAGGAGGAUAGUUCCCUUUGCAAGGACAGAACAAGAGAAGAUAAUCAAGCCUUUCAGAAAACACCAACAGGAGAAGAAAUAUGAGACUGCAGCACAUUUAAAUCCUCUAACCUUCUUUGCUCACCAACUGAGGACUUAUUUGUAGUCCCAUUUUAUGUUGAAACAGUUAGAUUUCUUUCCCAUACUACAAGAGGCUACACACUGAUUGUAGAAAACCUCACUGUGUAGUAGAACUUUUUGAAGAGAGAAGGAGAAAGUGGGAGAAGGAAAGAGAAAAUAAGGCUUUUUUGGAGCCAGGAUUUGAGAAGCAGGAGGCUGCAGAGAUGGAGAUCAUGCCCGGGAGAGGAGCUUGUUCUGGGGCAGGCAUGGGGAGGUUACCUGGGUACCUGGUGUGUGUGCUGGUUCUCUGUGCCCUGGUGACAGGCUAUGCCAGCACAUGCCCUGCCCUGUGCACCUGCACUGGCACCACAGUUGACUGCCAUGGGCUGGGCAUCAAAACCAUGCCCCGGAAUAUACCUCGCAACACAGAGAGAAUGGAACUGAAUGGGAAUAACCUCACACGCAUCACCAAGACGGACUUCUCUGGACUCAAGUACCUCCGCGUGCUGCAGCUGAUGGAGAAUCAGAUUGGAGCGAUAGAGCGUGGAGCGUUUGAUGACAUGAAGGAGCUGGAGAGGCUGCGCCUGAAUAGAAACCAACUGCAGAACCUUCCAGAACUGCUGUUUCAGAAGAACCCUGCACUGUCACGUCUAGAUCUGAGUGAGAACAACAUCCAGUCCAUCCCCAGAAAGGCUUUCAGAGGAGCUACAGACAUCAAGAACCUUCAGUUGGAUAAGAACCACAUCAGCUGCAUCGAGGACGGAGCUUUCAGAGCACUGAGGAGCCUGGAAGUACUGACUCUGAACAACAACAACAUCAGCAGCAUCCCAGUCUCCAGCUUCAACCACAUGCCCAAACUACGCACCUUCCGUCUCCACUCCAACAACCUGCACUGUGACUGUCACCUGUCCUGGUUGGCCGAGUGGUUAAGACAAAGGCCUACGAUUGGUCUGUUCACCCAGUGCACUGCUCCAUCCCCGCUUAGAGGACUCAAUGUGGCUGAGAUACAGAAACAUGAGUUUACCUGCUCAGGUCACUCAGAGAGCUCCGGUUUGCAGCCUUGCAGCCUAGGGGGAGGUACGUGCCCUGCCAUGUGUACCUGCAGUAACAACAUUGUGGACUGCAGAGGGAAAGGCCUCACAGCUAUACCAGCCAGCCUUCCUGACACCAUGGCAGAGAUUCGCCUGGAGCAGAAUGGGAUCAAGUCAGUUCCUCCCGGUGCCUUCUUUCCCUACAAGAAGCUGCGCAGGAUAGACCUGAGUAAUAACCAGAUAUCUGAAAUAGCUCCUGAUGCCUUCCAAGGCCUGAGAUCUCUCAACUCACUAGUCCUGUAUGGGAAUAAGAUUACGGAGCUUCCCAAAGGAGUGUUUGAUGGACUAUAUGCCCUGCAACUACUGUUGUUGAAUGCUAAUAAGAUCCACUGUGUUCGGGCCAAUGCCUUCACAGACCUGCAGAACCUCUCUCUUCUGUCUCUGUAUGACAACAAGAUACAGACUGUGGCCAAGGGCACCUUCGCUUCUCUCAGAGCUAUACAGACGCUUCACCUAGCCCAGAACCCAUUUAUCUGUGACUGUAAUAUGAAGUGGCUGGCAGACUACCUGCGCUCCAACCCCAUAGAGACCAGCGGUGCCCGUUGUGCCAGCCCCAGACGACUGGCCAACAAACGCAUCGGGCAGAUCAAGAGCAAGAAGUUCCGCUGCUCUGCCAAGGAACAAUACUUCAUCCCUGGCACCGAGGACACCCGUCUGAAUAAUGAGUGUAACAGUGAUCCAGUCUGUCCUCCUAAAUGUCGCUGUGAGUCCAACGUGGUGGACUGCUCCAACCUCCGAAUCAAAAAGAUACCAGAACACAUCCCUAUCUCUACCACUGAACUUCGUCUGAACAACAAUGAGAUCACUACACUGGAGGCUACAGGAGUCUUCAAGGCCCUCUCCCAGCUCAACAACAUUAACCUUAGCAACAAUAAGAUCACGGAGAUCGAGGAUGGGACGUUUGAGGGGGCGGGGUCUGUCAACGAGCUCCAUCUUUCAGCCAAUCAGCUGGAUUCUGUCCGCAGCGGAAUGUUCAAGGGACUGGAUGGACUACGCAUGUUAAUGUUGAGGAACAACAAGAUCAGAUGUAUCCAUAACAACAGCUUCACCGGCCUGCACAACGUUCGCCUGUUGUCUCUCUAUGACAACCAGCUAACUACCAUCACCCCUGGAGCCUUCGACACCCUGCAGACACUGUCUACACUUAACCUCCUGGCUAACUCCUUCAACUGUGACUGUCGUCUGGCCUGGCUUGGUGAUUGGCUGAGAAGCAGAAAGAUCGUCACGGGCAACCCUCGAUGCCAGCGCCCCGCCUUCCUCAAAGAGAUCCCACUACAGGACGUGGCACUGCCUGACUUCCGCUGUGAAGAGGGAGUGGAGGAGAUGAGCUGUGUGCCCAGGCCUCAGUGUCCCAGUGAGUGUACAUGUCUGGAGACUGUGGUACGCUGCAGUAACAAUCACCUCCAUGCGCUGCCCAAAGGCAUCCCCAGAAACGUCACUGAAUUGUAUCUGGAUGGGAACCAGUUUGGCAUGGUGCCAAAAGAGCUUUCUACCUUUAAAUACCUCCAGUUAGUAGACCUUAGUAACAACAAGAUCAACUCUCUCACCAUCUCUUCAUUCUCCAACAUGAGUCAGCUCACCACACUGAUCCUGAGUUAUAACUCUCUGCGCUGCAUUCCCAGUCUGGCCUUUGGUGGACUGCGCUCCCUUCGACUACUGUCUCUCCAUGGCAACGAGAUCUCCGAGCUUCCUGACGGCAUCUUCAGUGAUGUGGCCUCUCUGUCUCACCUGGCUAUUGGUGCCAACCCCCUGUACUGUGACUGCCGUCUGCUCUGGCUGUCUGACUGGGUGAAGACGGGCUACAAGGAGCCAGGCAUCGCCCGCUGUGCUGGACCGACGGGCAUGGAGGGCAAGCUGCUGCUCACCACACCUGCCAAGAAGUUUGAGUGCCACGGUGAGGUGGACAGCGGCGUCCUGGCCAAGUGUAACCCAUGCCUGUCCAGCCCGUGUGUCAACCAAGGGAUCUGUCACAGUGAUCUGGCAGAGAUCUACAGGUGUAGCUGUCCUCCUGAAUUCAAGGGUAGAAACUGUGAGACUUCUCUGAACGCGUGUGUCAGUAACCCCUGUGUCAACGGGGGCACCUGCCAACUUGAUGAGGAGGAGGAGGCAGCAUACAGCUGUGCCUGUCCCCUUGGCUUUGACGGUCCUACCUGCCUGACCAACAUAGAUGACUGUGAAGAUAAUGACUGUGGAAACGGAGCUGCCUGUAUAGAUGGAGUCAACCACUAUACCUGCCUCUGUCCACUGUACUACACAGGGGAGAUGUGUGAGGAGAUGGAGGAUGUGUGUGCUCCAGGGGUCAGUCCGUGUCAACACCAAUCUACCUGUCUCAUCACCUCUACUGGGCCCCAGUGUUUGUGUUCUCCGGGCUACGUGGGUGAUGACUGCAGUGUGGACUACGAUGACUGUAAGGAGAAUCGCUGUCCGAACAGAGCUCAGUGUGUCGACCAACUCAACGCAUACUCCUGCUCCUGCCCUGAUGGCUAUAGUGGUCAGUUGUGUGAGGUGCCCCCCUCCCCGCGGUCUCUGUGUGACCUGGCAGACUGCCAGAACAGUGCCCCGUGUGUGGAACGGGCAGGCCGGGCACUGUGCCAGUGUCUCCCUGGGUUCGGAGGGCCUCGCUGUGAGAAGCUGGUCAGCGUUAACUUUGUAGACAGAGACUCCUACCUGCUGCUCUCUGACCUCAAGAACUGGCCCCAGGCUAACAUCACACUGCAGGUAUCUAACAUCUCACUACAGGUGUCGACAGCGGAGGAGAACGGUAUCCUGCUGUAUAAUGGAGACAAUGAUCACAUCGCUGUAGAGAUGUAUCAAGGUCACGUUAAGGUCAGCUAUGACCCUGGCAGCCAGCCUGGACAUGCUAUCUACAGUACUGAGACAAUCAACGAUGGUCAGUUCCACACGGUGGAGCUGGUGACCUUUGACCAGAUGGUGAACCUGUCCAUCGACGGGGGUCUCCCCACCACCAUGGAUAGCCUGGGGGGGGUCCGUCCCCUUAACGGGGAGGCUCCGCUAUACGUGGGGGGUAUGCCCGUGGACGUCCACUCGGCAGCCUUCCGUCUGUGGCAGAUCCAGAAUGGCUCCAGUUUCCACGGCUGCAUCCAGAACCUGUAUAUCAACAACGAGCUGCAGGACUUCACUAAGACCCAGAUGAAGCCGGGCGUGGUGCCAGGCUGUGAGCCCUGUAGGAAGAUCUACUGCCUGCAUGGUAUCUGCCAGCCGGACGGGCCACAGGGACCAGUCUGCCACUGCCAGCCAGGCUGGAGCGGACCACACUGUGACCAGCCUGCCGACAACCCAUGCCAGGGCAGCAAGUGUGUGCAUGGGAAGUGUAUUCUCCUUGACCUGCAGUCGUACCGCUGUGAGUGUGUGGAGGGUUACCGUGGUGCCCUGUGUAACCAGCAGGGGGAGCUGUUUAACCCCUGCCGCAGCCACAACUGUAAACAUGGACAAUGUCAGACGUCUGAUUCAGGAGACGCCUACUGUCACUGUGAGGCUGGAUACAGCGGAGAGCUCUGUGACGCAGAGUCAGAGUGUCGAGGGGAGCCUGUGAGGGAUUUCUACCAGGUGCAGCGUGGAUACACCAUCUGCCAGACCACACGCAUGGUCUCCUGGGUAGAGUGCGCCGGCGCCUGCGACACGGGUGCCUGCUGCGCCAGCCAGCGAAUGAAACGUCGGAAAUACACCUUUGAGUGCAGCAACGGAAGAUCAUUCAGCGAGGAAGUGGAGAAGACCAUCAAGUGUGGCUGCGUGGGCUGUAUGUAGCACGCUUCACACAAACCUGCUAUUGCCACCGCAGCCGAACGCACCACACAGAGAGAGAGAGAAGAAGAAAUAAGAUAAAUAGUAUAAAGAAAUGUAUAUAAAAACCGCUAUGUAUUAUGGACAACAAUCUUUAUAAAAUAGGACAUUACCUCCUCUUUCUUUGGGUGUGUGACGUACAGAAACACAGAAGAAAACACAACAACCAAACCAUUGUAUCUGCAACAUUGUUUCGAAAGGGUUCUAAAGAUGUGAAAGGUGUUGCAUUCAGAGCAAGGACUCAACCAACCCCUCAUACACACAUGGUCUCAACCUCUGGCCUCUUGGACAUCAUCCAUUAGGUCCCAGAUAGCCUCAGCACCAUCUCUCAUCUUUUCUUCCUGAUGACAGUGUGCGUAAUGUAGCGUCUGGCCUGGUCAGGGCGGCAGGAGGGAAGAGGUACAGAGAUAUUGAAAGAGAGGGAGGAGACUGGGGUUGGGCUAGAGUUGAGUUUGGUUAGGCAAGGGCUGGAGUUGGGCUGGAGCUGAGCAGAAGCUGGGCUGGAGUUGGGCUGGAGCUGAGCAGAAGCUGGGCAGGGCUGGUAUAAGCUUGCCUGGGCUGAGUUGAGCCAAAUAAAGUCAGGCUUAGCUGGGCUGGGCCGGAUUGCAGUUGAGCUGUGCUGGGCUGAGCAGAGCUAGGGCUAGGUUGGGCUAUAGCUGGUCUAGUCCGAAGCUUAUUUGACUCCUGGAGUCUUUAGAACAAGAUAUGUCCAUUAUUUUCUUUAUUUAUAACACUACUGCACUGAAAAUCAGUGCCCUUCACAGUGCACAUACAUACACAUACACCCACCCACACAGUAGAGAAAGGCCUUGUCUGAGCAGAAGGAAACACACACAAACACACAUUUUCUGUCUGAGCAGAAAGGUCAUUUCAUUAGAAGCAAUACACAUUGUGAUGCAGGUUGACUCUCCAUUUCCCUACUGUAGGCUAUAAGCUAUAACCCCAUCUGGAGCAGGCAGUGCCCGUUGGAGACCCAUCUCCCAGCAUGCAUUGCCUCCGGAUGAUUUGCAUAAGCCCUCCCCCUUUGAGCAGGAUGAUUAGGCCCCUCAAUGCCUUCAGUAUUAAACCUGUGCAAACUGUUGUAUGCAAGAAGUUUGCAAAUGAUUAUGUAAAGCUUUUUCUUAUCAUGAUGUAUAUUAUUACAGAACAAAGGUGCAGAGUAUAAUUUUUUGUUUGUUUUGUUAUGUCUAAUUUCAAUUAUUUGUUUUGCAUUACAGUGCCUUGCGAAAGUAUUCGGCCCCCUUGAACUUUGUGACCUUUUGCCACAUUUCAGGCUUCAAACA
Messenger RNA from Oncorhynchus mykiss (rainbow trout), 6365 nucleotides. Lineage: Eukaryota; Metazoa; Chordata; Actinopteri; Salmoniformes; Salmonidae. The record is from RefSeq and is a predicted model, not a curated record.